AUGAUAUCAUCAACAUCACUCUUAUUAACGUCAAAUAAUUGUAAUAAUUUGUCAUCACCAUCGUCAAUAUUAAUAUGGAACAAUUGUUCAAAACAAGAAGAAAUUGCUCGUCUUUUAGAGAUAUAUACAUAUCCGAUACUAUUAAUCAUUGGUACAAUUGGUAAUUUACUCUCAUUAAUUGUUUUAUUACAAAUGCGUUCACAUAGUGUUUAUAGAUAUUUAACGUUUAUGUCCAUAGCUGAUACAGCGUUAUUAUAUACAGGUCUAUUGAGAGAUUUAUUAUUAUCAUCUAAUUUUCAUAUUCAUAUUCAAGGCAAUUUAUUGUGUAAAAUACACGUGUUUUUCUUCUAUAAUACAUUUCAUUUAUCCUCAUGGUUUCGUUGUUGUUUAAAUUUGGAUCGUUAUGUUGCUGUUAAAUUUCCCAUAUACACUUCAAAAUGGUGUAGAACUAAACAGGCAUGCAUCAAUACAUGUAUUAUUACUAUUCUCUUUUCAAUACUCAAUUUUCAUUUAAUUUUAUUUGUACAUGGUGAUAUGGAUUCAUCUAUUAUCUCUUAUUCGACAACAGUAAAUCCAUUUCAAUAUCAGAAAUGUUAUUUAAAUAAUCAUUAUCAACAAUUUUUCUUAUCAAUUUAUUCAUGGAUAGAUAUGCUUGUUGUAACUAUUAUACCUUUUCUAUUUAUUAUUAUGUGUAAUUUAACUGUAAUAAAUCGAGUAUUCAUUGUUCGACAAAUUAAUUCUACAAAAUCAAAACAAGCUCAUCAUACUCAUCAGCCUGCAAUUAGAUCAAAAGCAACAAAUCGUUUAAGAAGUUUAUGUUUAAUGAUGAUAUGUAGUUCGGUUAUUUUUGUUGCUACCACAUUACCAGUCACUGCUUUCAUUAUUGAUUUGAACGCUCAUAAUGUAACAGAGAAAAAACUACGUUGUCGUAAAGUUCAGUGGACAAUAUACAAUAUUUUGAUGUAUUUAAAUUAUGCUUCGAUUUUGACAUACUGUUUAUCCGGUACAGAAUUUCGUCACGUACUCAAGCAAACUCUCACAUGUUUCAAAUCUCAGUCAUCAAUAGUUUCAUUACUUAAUAAAGAUAUUCAAAAACAAAAAAAAAAGACUAAUAAACUAAAAUAUCAUCAUCAGCAACAACAACAACAACAUAGAUAUAUAUCAUCUUCAAACUAUCAAACACGACAACAAACACCAACCACACAUUGGGGGAAUUUUUUUCUACCGUUUAAGUUAACGUUAAGUACAAAUCGUCUGAAUGAUCGAAGAAAAUCGUCAUUAUCUAUAUGUCCAAGUCACGUUGUCAACAAUGAACCGAGUAUUGGAUUUCAAAAUAACAAUUCAACAUCAAAUAAUCAAAUUAAUACGGGAAAAACAUGUUUACAAAUAAAUACCGUGCAUCAUCAUAACCAACCAUCGUGCUCACAUUUUCUUACAUUAAAUACAAACGUAUACGAUUCAUCAGUAAGAAGAAGUUCAGCAAAAACGAGUAUUUACGAACAAAAUUGA
Messenger RNA from Didymodactylos carnosus, 1509 nucleotides. Lineage: Eukaryota; Metazoa; Rotifera; Eurotatoria; Philodinida; Philodinidae. The record is from the annotation of a GenBank genome assembly.